AUGGACCACGAUCAACUCGUGCAGGCGUACUUUGCCAUGCUAACUGUAGGUUGUCAACGUGAUAUUUGUCCAAACUCGAACUGCUGCUCCAAUCCACACACACGAGCUCUUACAGCGACCGAGGCUGCAAUCAAGAGCAUUUACUUCGCUACGACAACUCCGCAAGAUCUUCAUCCAGAAACACCCGACGAUGUGCCAAAGAUCCAAGCGCUUCAAAAUGACACAGCCCCGGCAACUCCUACGACCUCGAGUCCUCCUAAAUCGACCCCACGGCGACGGCUUUCGGUUGCGGUGCAGCUGGACAGUGGGCUCAACAAGAACCGCGACCUUCAAGUUAAAAGACCCACUGUCAUCACCCGCGUCGCUGUCCAGCCCAAGCACAAACCAGACAUCGAUCCCACCGUCAGUCCUGCGAAAGGUGCGAGGCAACGACUGCUGAGUCGACCGAAGCAGAAGUUGUUCGAUGCCAUCAAGCGAAGCUUCUCGCGCUCCAAGAAGGCCUCGCACGGAUCAACAUAG
Messenger RNA from Phytophthora infestans T30-4, 519 nucleotides. RefSeq lists its product as uncharacterized. The record is from RefSeq and is a predicted model, not a curated record. The transcript has 4 exons. Lineage: Eukaryota; Oomycota; Peronosporomycetes; Peronosporales; Peronosporaceae. Bases 1 to 519 code for a protein of 172 amino acids.